AUGUUGUUCACCACAUUGACUGUGUCAGCACUUGGCCUCGCCUCUGUAGCUUUUGCUGCCCCACAUCUUCAUUCAAGAAAAGAAGUCUCAGCCAGAACACCGGCUACUGAUUCAUUAAGUUCUCGUGGUAUUACUUGGAAGCCAUCAAAGAGAAGUGGAAACAACAACUUGUUCAACUACAACUCUUUCGGUCGCGAUGACGUCUCCAACAAUGAUUUCUUUUCUUUCCAACAAGAAACUAUCAUUGUCAUCACCGAACAGCAAGGCCGAAACAGGGAUGAUGACAGAAGGAGGGAUGACGAAGAUUUUGCUAUUCUCAUCCAACAGCAGCUCUUCCUUCUCCAGUCUCAAAACUAUGUCUUUGACAACAUCCGAAGAAAUCACUUCAACAGCAGAAACAACAAUGUGAACACUGUCAUUAUAAUCGUGCAAGAAGUUAAUGACAACCGCAGAGGUGACAACCGAAGACGUUACUACACACGUCAAAUUGAAAGCAACCGCAACCGUGAUGAGCAAGUCGUCGUUAUCAUCCAAGAGCAAACCGUUCUCGUCAUCAACGGCGACUUGGGAAUAUCCGGUUCCCCAACCGCUUCCGGCUUCGCUCCACAAUCCACCGGCAUCUCUGGACAAUUCCAGGAAGGAAUUUACGACCCAAAUGCUCAAUCCUUCGGCGGCUUCAACCCAAACAUCAACCUUCUCCCAUUUGAUGUUGAGCAACCCCAAUUCGGCUUCGGAAACCAAGGUGCAGACCCAGCAUUAGUCGCCUUUGAGAGCCAGGAGAUCAUCAUCGCUUUCCAACAGGAAGAUCAACGAUCAAGAGAUGAUAACAUUCAGACUGUCAUUGCCAUCAAGACUGAAACUGUCGUCGUUUCCAACAUCAUCUGA
Glarea lozoyensis ATCC 20868 is the source of this 885-nucleotide messenger RNA. RefSeq lists its product as uncharacterized. The transcript is spliced from 3 exons. Bases 1 to 885 code for a protein of 294 amino acids. NCBI's taxonomy places the organism in Eukaryota, Fungi, Ascomycota, Leotiomycetes, Helotiales, Helotiaceae. The record is from RefSeq and is a predicted model, not a curated record.